AUGUGGAAGUCCUACAAUGCCUCCUGCUCUGGAGAAAUGCAGAAGACUCCACUGUAUGUGUUUCUCUAUGUGUGUGCUGCAGGAGUCGUGCUACUGACAGUGUGUGGAAACAUGCUGGUGAUCAUCUCCAUCUCCCACUUCAAGGAACUCCACACACCGACCAACUUCUUCGUCUUCUCCCUGGCUCUAGCCGACCUUCUCAUUGGAGUUAUGGUGAUGCCUUUCGCCUUCAGUGUGUUCAUAGAAACAAACUGGGUAUUCAGCAAAGCGUUUUGCUUAUCUUCCAGCGUAACUGCAUUUUCCCUGACGUGUGUCUCAAUUUAUAACGUUGCUUUCAUUGCUGUGGAUCGCUUUUUGGUUCUGUCUGACCCUUUUUUCUACUCCAGCAAAAUUACAGUCAAUUUAACGUUGUGUGUCAUAUUUUCUAUCUGGUUCUUCUCAUUCAUUUAUAAUGCCUUUUUGGUUUUAUUCAAUAAAAAUGACAUUAAAGUCUCAGUUGUAAAUAAUAACUCAGUUGAGGAAAAUUUGCAUUGCCCUGUAAAAUGUUCUGUAGAAAUUAAUUAUUCUUCAGCUUUUGUUGAUUUAAUAUUAGUAUUUAUUUUUCCAUGCUGCACUAUGAUAUUUCUGUACAUAAGAAUAUUUGCCCUAGUAAACGUACAUGCAAAUGCCAUAAGAUCUACUGCCAAAAAGGAAUAUUUAAUGGAUUCAAGGAAAAGGAAAUUAUCCAUGGCAUCAGAACGAAAAGCUGCGAAAACACUUGGGAUUCUAGUAGGUGUCUUUGUUCUGUGUAUGAUACCAAGUUGUAGGAACAAGACACAAUGA
Messenger RNA from Scleropages formosus (Asian bonytongue), 822 nucleotides. RefSeq names its product trace amine-associated receptor 13c-like. The transcript has 2 exons. The record is from RefSeq and is a predicted model, not a curated record. Gene Ontology annotation, biological process: G protein-coupled receptor signaling pathway. The coding region runs from base 1 to 822 and encodes 273 amino acids. Lineage: Eukaryota; Metazoa; Chordata; Actinopteri; Osteoglossiformes; Osteoglossidae. Gene Ontology annotation, cellular component: membrane. Gene Ontology annotation, molecular function: trace-amine receptor activity.